UAUAUAAGAAAAAGACCCAAAAAUCGGGACUGUCCCUAUAAAAUCGGGACAUCUGGUCACCCUAGGAGAGAGUGGCUGGAAGGAGGAGCAUAGAGAACCUGGGGGGCGGGGCUGGAGGGAGGACCAUACAGGGGCGAGCUGGGAUAGUAUUUUUGGUUUUCCUGGGUCAGGACUUUCUGCUGGAAACAGCGCUUGCUCCCAGCCACAGACAGCAAUGACCCUUCCUCUUGGCCCAGCUCUACUAGCAUUAUAUGCAACCCAGCAUUAUAUGCAACAGACUGGAAAUUGCAACAGUCUGAGGGACAAAUCCACCAAGGCUGUAGGAUGAAGCCACUGAGGCACUAGUGUCUCAAACACAGAAAACAAGUUACCACGAGAAGCAGAGUGAUGAUAUUAAGAUGUAACUCACUGUCAUUAUAUCCUAUGUGACAUCAUAAAAGCUAUGAUAUUGGAGAGAUGUCCCUGAACCUGGCGCUGUUGUCAGUAUGUGCUACAACCAUCCCCCCACCCUGCUUUCCUACCAGGGAAUUGUUACAGCUUGUACCAAUGACAGAUCCUGGUGCAUUUCUGUGAUCGUUUAAACAGCUGCUCUGAAUGGCCCCACAGGAGCCAGGUCAACAGUUUAAGAAGAUUAAAGAAGUCUUUGCAGAGUUUGAUGUGUCAGAUACUAUUAAUAGGGUGGGAGAUGAAGCACAACAGGAAGACUAUUGGAUUUACUGUAAACCCGGGCAGAGCCUGAGCAGCAGCAGGACUGGUGCAUUUUCUGACAGCAUUGUGAAGGGAACAGUAUGUAGAAGAAUGAUCUUACUGACAAACUCCUGGAGACUUCAUGAGGGGACGCAACAGGGUGGAGGUUCCCUGAAGAGGCUGUGCAAUCUUUCCUCACACUGAACUCCCAGACAUAGGGAUGGAAUCCUGCCUUCAUUGCAAAAGAGCCUCAAAUUGAUCAGUUGUAAUUUACUUAUUAACUAAUCUUUUAUCAGCCUUAUCUCCUAGGUUUUGCUAGCCAUGGUUUCCCUUUUUACUGGGAAGAUCCUGAUUACAAACAACAAGGACUGUGAUGAAGUGGACACUGAGCGUGAACUUAGCCAGAGACUGGAUAACAAAGUGAUGCUGCUGUAUUUUGGAUCUGGUGAAUGCACUCGAUGCCAGGAGUUUUCACCUGUCCUCAAAGAUUUCUUUGUGAGACUCACUGAUGAAUUUUAUGUGGAAAGGGCUUCCCAGCUGGUCCUGGUGUACGUGUCUCAGGAUGAGACAGAGGAGAAGCAAGAAAAGUUCCUGAAGACCAUGCCAAAAAGGUGGCUGUUCUUACCCUUCCAGGAUGAGUUCAAAAGGGAGCUGGCGUUGAGGUUUGCUGUGUCCAACACACCUGUAGUGGUGGUGCUGAAGCCAAGUGGGGAGGUGAUUGCUGGAAAUGCUGUGGAGGAGAUCAGGUGCUUGGGCACUGCCUGUUUCAGGAACUGGCAGGAGGCCGCUGAGCUGGUUGACAGGAGCUUUCUCUUGGCAGAGGACUUUGAUGACUUGGCCAAGAGGAGCAUCACCGAUCCGAUCCGCCGCCUCAAGUACAAGCUGGACAAGAAGACCAGGAAAAAGAAGGAGACCGAGGAAGUGCUCUGUCCUGCUAUGGACUGAUGAAGUUCCAGCGGUACAUACAUAUGCUAGGCUUGUGGUUAUCCUGAAGCAGGACUCAACUGUUUCCAGACCCAAGAGGGUAGCUUUACUGCAGCACAAGUUAGUAUAGACAUUUGUAUCUUCACAAAGUCUCAGGAUCUCAGUGGCAACUGGAGGAUUCUGAACAGGGAACAACAUGUGGCUGGGGAAAUGAGACAACCAUGCCAGGAUUAAAGAUGCAGCCUGAGGAGAGGCAUUUCCUUUUCCUCACUGACAUCUAUUCAUAUAAUAGGUCUGUUUAUAUUAUAAUGGGGACAUUAUUGGACAGAAAUGCCCCAGAGAACAUUUCCUCCUGUUCUCACACUCACUUUUUUCCCUUUAUUGCAUAGAGAGUUUCUGUUAGCACAGGGGUGGGUAAACUACGGUCCGCGGGCUGGUUCUGGCCCCUCAGGGCUUUGGAUCCGGCCCGCGAGAUUGCCCCCUGUGGCGCCGCAGGCCUCGCACCGCUCUGCAGAAGUGGCUGGCACCACUUUCCUGUGGCCCCCGGGCGGGGGACUCCGUGCAUUGCCCUUGCCUCCAGGCACCGCCCCCCGCAGUUCCCAUUGGCCGGGAACGGGGAACUGCGGCCAAUGGGAGCUUCAAGAGAGGUACCUGGAGGCACAGCAAGGGCAGCGCAUGUGGACCCCUCUGCCUGGGGCCGCUGCGCUUCCUGGAGCGACGCGGGGCCGGGGACAGGGCAGGCAGGCAGGGAGCCUGCCUUGGCCCUGGUGCACACUGCUGCCACCCCGGAACGGCUUUAGGUAAGUGGCGCUGGGCCGGAGCCCGAUCCCCUCCUGCAUCCCGCCCCCCAACUCCCUGCCUAAGCUCCCUGCCUGCACCCUGCACCCCUCC
This is a messenger RNA of Trachemys scripta elegans, 2502 nucleotides long. It is a transcript of the gene NXNL1, whose product is annotated as nucleoredoxin like 1. Gene Ontology annotation, biological process: photoreceptor cell maintenance. Gene Ontology annotation, cellular component: mitochondrion. The record is from RefSeq and is a predicted model, not a curated record. The coding region runs from base 1009 to 1632 and encodes 207 amino acids. NCBI's taxonomy places the organism in Eukaryota, Metazoa, Chordata, Testudines, Emydidae. The transcript is spliced from 3 exons.